Molecule: messenger RNA, 1131 nt
Organism: Rodentolepis nana
Lineage: Eukaryota; Metazoa; Platyhelminthes; Cestoda; Cyclophyllidea; Hymenolepididae
Source: the annotation of a GenBank genome assembly
AUGAGUGGAGCUUCUGGGGAACCUCUUGUAAAUAAUUUUAAGACUCCAUCCUGGGCCGGUAAGCCACCACCCGGUGUGCACUUAGAUGUAAUGAAGGAAGGAAAAUUAAUUCAGAAACUGUUAAUGGAUGAGAAGCCCUGCUACUUCUUCGGUCGCAAUCAUCAACUUUGUGAUUUUCCAAUCGAUCACGAAUCCUGCUCUCGAAUUCACGCAGCGCUAGUUUGGCACAAGCAUCUCAAUAUACCUUUUCUUAUUGAUCUUGGUAGUGUCCAUGGGACGUUUAUCGGUUGCAUACGUUUGGAACGUGAUCGUCCUCAAAAAGUUGCUAUUGAUUCGGAAAUUCAUUUCGGUGCCUCCAAGCGGAUUUAUAUCAUCCGCGAGAGACCAAAUCAAGUAAACGGUUCUUCUAUCAUUCGAAACGCAUCAGAUGAUCCGAAUUCCUCUCUUCAAGACGGGGAGAGUAAUUUACCCAAAGGAGAAAAUGAGUUGGAACAAUUGACUCAAUUUAACACUGCCAAGAAUAGGAAGAUCGAAGUCAUUACUGAUAUUAAUAUGCCAACCCCAAUUUCCAAACAAGGUCGCAGGAACUCCUUGAAUCAACGCCUUAGUGUGCAUUUUAGUGAAGUUCUUGAAGAAGUUAUUAACCCAGAAGAUGUGGACCCUUCCAUUGGUCGUUUUCGAAAUCUUGUCCAGGAAACCUUCAUCCCAUUCAAAAACAAGCAUGAGGGUGCGGAUAUUGGUAUUAUCGCACCAAAAUCAGUUACUCCAGCUCCCGGAUCGAUCCCUCGAGAUGAAGAAUCAUCUAAUGAAGCUGAUGAAAAGUUACCUUCCAUGAGUAAUCCUAGUUUCUCACUAGCUGCAAAAUUGGGUCUCCCUAUGCCCAAUCUUGCACCGGAUAUUGAUUCCUUAGAACCGGUGCCACUGCCCUCUCUUCAUCGAUCUAAAAUUGUUCCCACUCCAAGAUUAUCCGCGGAAGAUAUUAUGGGUGGACCUCUGUUGACGUCCGGUGAGAAACGGCGGAAUUCAGAGAGUGAGGGUGCAGAUGGUGAAGUCCCAAAGAAAAAGAAGUACGCAAAGGAAGCUUGGCCCGGAAAACGCCCUGGCUACCUUGUUGGUCCCUCUGCUUCUUGA